Messenger RNA from Leptopilina heterotoma, 7051 nucleotides. It is a transcript of the gene BRWD3, whose product is annotated as bromodomain and WD repeat-containing protein 3. Gene Ontology annotation, cellular component: nucleus. The transcript is spliced from 12 exons. Lineage: Eukaryota; Metazoa; Arthropoda; Insecta; Hymenoptera; Figitidae. The record is from RefSeq and is a predicted model, not a curated record. Gene Ontology annotation, molecular function: protein binding. Gene Ontology annotation, biological process: cytoskeleton organization; regulation of transcription by RNA polymerase II; regulation of cell shape. Bases 138 to 5471 code for a protein of 1777 amino acids.
GUUUAGAUGCGUAACACGGUCGUGAAUCUCACGAGAGACAAAACGAAAUGUGAAAUGUUUCUGAUUCGUAAUGACCCGAAAAAAUAAAUAUUUCUUAGCGUGCGUGAGUGAAUAAUAUUGUGGUCCAACUUACCAGAAUGGAGGCUGGUUCGUCGAGAAACGAGGAAGUUAUAGCGCCAGAGCUGUACUUCCUGAUUGCCAAGUUUCUCACGGCAGGGCCAUGUCAAGAUGCUGCGAAGGUGUUAAAAGAAGAAUUGGAGCGGAUCAAGAUAUUACCCCAAAGACUUGACUGGGAAGGAAAUUUACAUAAUCAAAGUUUUGAGGAGUUGGAAAGAAAAUACUCUCACAUUGGAACUCAACACCUGUUGAAAAUAUGUGCUCGAAUCGGUCCAGUUUUGGAAAAAGAAAUUCCUCCUUGUAUAACUGGAGCUAUUUCCUUAUUAGGCGCAGGAAAACAGUCGCUUUUACGCACAAAAGCAGAUUUGUUGCAAAUUUCUCGUGGAAUUUCACUUUAUUCUGGAAGAAUCAGUGGAAAAUCUUUUAUAGGAAUACCGAAUUCAUCGCUAGCACAUAAUGUUGUUAAAGUGCUUCAAGGCAGAGAGAAUUCCGGUCCCUUGAGUAGACAUGAGGUGAUUCAACCAUCAUUCUACAGUAAAUUACAAUUAUAUCGCCACACUCUCGGACACUUGUCGGCAGUUUAUUGUGUUCUUUACGAUCGUACCGGUAAAUAUGUAAUAACCGGUGCUGACGAUUUACUCGUAAAGGUCUGGAGUUCAAGCGAUGGUCGUUUACUGGCAACGUUUCGUGGAGCCUCUGCCGAAAUAAUGGACAUAGCAGUGAAUUUCGAUAAUACGCUAUUAGCCGCCGGAAGUUUGGAUAAAGUACUGCGAGUUUGGUGUUUUCAAACAAUGUCACCGGUUGCUGUUUUAUCCGGACAUUCGGGAAUGAUAACAUCAGUGAAGUUUUGUCCAAUUUCAAGUAACGAUAUUUAUUAUUUAGUGUCGACGAGUAGUGACGGUUCGGUGGCAUUUUGGCCACACACGAAGAAACAUAACGAGCGAGCUUGCUUUCAACCGAAACCAAUACAAUAUCAUGAGAAAAUGCGACCGGGCCAGGCGCAAAUGAUUUGUGCGUCGUUUAGUUCGGGUGGUGCGUUCAUGGCGGCAGGAUCGGCUGAUCAUCAUGUGAGGGUUUAUGCGAUGAUUGGAGAUGAGGGUCCGAGACGUGUGUUGGAAGUGGAGGCGCACAGUGACACGGUGGACAGUAUACAGUGGUGUCAUCAUCAUGGUUUGAGGUUUAUUUCCGGCUCGAAGGAUGGAACGGCGAAUGUUUGGCACUUUGAGCAACAGCAGUGGAUGCAUAAGCGAUUGGUGAUGACGGCGAAAUUGCCUGGGGAGCCUGAGGUUGAUGAGGAGACGACGAAAAAGGCGAAGGUCACGAUGGUGAAUUGGGAUUCGAGUGAUGAAUUCGUUAUAACGGCGGUGAAUGAUAGUUCGCUGAAGGUUUGGAAUGCGAGAACGGCGGAAUUGGUGAAGGUACUGCGGGGGCAUAAGGACGAGGUUUUUGUUCUUGAGUCACAUCCGAUUGAUCCGAGGAUUAUUUUGAGCGCUGGUCAUGAUGGUCAGUUGAUAAUUUGGGAUGUAUUGAAGGCUGAUCCGAUAGCUUGUUUUCAGAAUUUUAUUCAGGGGCAGGGGAAUGGAGCGGUUUUUGAUGCGAAAUGGUCACCGGAUGGAACGAUGCUGGCGGCGACUGAUUCACAUGGGCAUUUGAUGAUGUAUGGCUUUGGCGCUGGGGUUGAAUUGUUGAAGAUUGUACCGAAGGAGUUGUUUUUCCAUACGGAUUAUCGACCGUUGAUUAGGGACUCGAAUAAUUAUGUGCUGGAUGAGCAGACACAGACGGCGCCGCACUUGAUGCCACCGCCUUUUUUGGUUGAUGUUGAUGGGAAUCCGUAUCCACCGAAACUGCAGAGAUUGGUGCCUGGACGGGAGAAGUGUCGGGGGGAGCAAUUGGUGCCGAAUAUUGCAGUAGGUGUGAGUGGAAUGCAAGAAGUGAUUGAAGGUCUUCCAGGGCAUGAACCACGUUCGAAUAUUGAUAGAUUGAUCGAGGCACUCGCACAAAGGCAGAAUAUUAAUGUCGAGGGGGAGAAUGCGGACGAUAAUCAGGGUGAAGCGCCGCUUAGACAGAUUUCGAGUCCAAGGGGUAAUCGACCGGGUUUGAGGAGAGUGGGCGAUGUGGAGGGUGUGAGGCAAAGUAGCGGAAAUUGGCAACGUGACAACACGACACCUUGGAAUAAGCCAAUUCUAGUGAAACCUUUGAAUCCGUCGAUUCUUCAGACACAAUUGAAUCAGAUAAAUGCGAUGGCUGAAAUGGAGUUGGAGACGUGGCGAAGGGAGAUGCAACGAAGACCAAAGAUUGUCUCGACUGGAAAUGAGAUGCAGGGUGGUAUCGGUAAUCGAUUGAAUCGGAAUAAACGGAAUCGGGCGAGACAUGGAUAUAGGACGAGAGCGGCUAGAGAGGACGAACAGGACGAGGAGGAUUAUGAUGAUCCGGACGCAGUUGCAACGAGUAACACUUCGGCGAGUUCGAACAGUAAUGAUUCGUCGGCUGAUGAUGCUGAUAUUUGUUCGGAUAGUUCGAGUUCGAAUGCGAGUAGUGAAUAUUCGGAUUGGAUGGCUGAUCAUGGGGUGAAUUUGGAACCGCCGAAACGUAGCAAGCGUAAGCCUGUGAAGAAGAGAUCGGUGACGCCGCAAAGUGACACGGACCGUCGAAGGAGUCAACGACCGAAGAAGAAAAUUGUCCUUCCAGUAACUAAUGGACUCGAUGAAGUGCCUGAAGCUUAUCGUCCAACGGAAUGGCUCACGGAAGUGAUACCGAGAAAAGCACCUUAUUAUCCCCAAAUGGGAGAUGAGAUCGUCUAUUUCCGCCAAGGUCAUCAAUUUUACAUUGACGCCGUGAAGAAGAAGAAAGUCUACGAAUUGGGACCUCGGUGUGAACCAUGGUCGAAAAUGAACAUCAAAGCCAUGGAAUACGUAAAGGUUGUUGGUAUUAAAUACGAAAUACGUCCACCGAGACUCUGUUGUCUGAAACUCGCGAUAAUGAACGAAGACGGCCGAUUAACGGGAGAGAAUUUCACCAUCAAGUAUCACGAUAUGGCUGACGUUCUCGAUUUUUUGGUACUUAGACAAACUUUUGAAACCGCAUUGGCUCGCUCAUGGUCCUUGGGUGACAGAUUUCGGUGUAUGAUCGACGAUGGCUGGUGGAUGGGACAAAUACAGUCGAUGGAGCCGCUUGAUGAGAAUUUUCCCGAUUCUUACUUUAUGUGCUUCCAUGUGCGAUGGGAUAAUGGGGAAAUUGAAAAAAUGAGUCCCUGGGAUCUUGAGCCAAUUGAUGAAUGUAGACUUCCCGAUGUUAUUGGCGGUGCUGUUCCUGUUCUUCCAGAAGAAAUUCAAGCAAUUUUAUAUCAACCGCAGGCCGAGGAAUGGCCAAUGGGCGAUAGAGAAGCGACAUGUCGACGAAUUAUUCGUGGACUCGAUCAAGUUAUGAGUUUGGCAAUUGCCGAACCAUUUGUUGUUCCCGUUGAUCUCAAUAUUUAUCCGUCGUACGCUUUUGUCGUUGAAUAUCCUAUUGAUUUGUCAACAAUUAAAGCACGAUUUGAAAAUCAUUUUUAUCGAAGAAUCACAUCUGCACAAUUUGAUGUUAGAUAUCUGGCAACGAAUGCUGAAGAAUUCAAUGAGCCGCACAGUCAUAUUGUUAAACAGGCCAGGAUUGUUACUGAUCUCUGCUUGAAAAUUAUAAAAGACACGACAGAAUUGGAUGUCGCGGCAGUUUAUCAUCAAUUAGUUGACACUUAUCAUUCAUCUGAGUCUGAUAUCGAUGUAGAAGAAAAUAGUGAAAAACCCUCAACAAGUAGAUUAAGAUCGUCUUCGAGUAAACGACUGAGAUCACAAACAUUUGCUCAAGAUUGGAAAACUGCCUGUCGACAAUUGUUAGAAACACUUUGGCAGUGUGAAGAUUCAGUUCCGUUUAGGGAACCUGUAGAUAGGCUGGAGCACGCAGAUUAUUAUCAAAUUAUAGACACACCUAUGGAUCUAAGAACAGUGAAGGAGGAUUUAUCAGGUGGAAAUUACGAGACACCAGCGGAAUUCGCCAAAGAUGUGAAAUUAAUUUUUACAAAUAGCAGAACUUACAAUACGAAUAAACGUUCAAAGAUAUACACAAUGACAAUAAGAUUAUCAUUAAUGUUUGAAGAAUUGAUGUGUAAAGUUUUGUCCAGCUGGAAUUCGGAAAAGAGACGAAUAUUGAAAGAUAAACGAAAACCGAAAGGAAAAUCGAAAGUGAAAGGUAAAGGUAAAGCAAAAGCAAAAGGAAGCAAACGAUUGACAAAUGGAGCUGGGCCGUCAAAAGAGUCCGAUAGUAGUGAUGAAAAUGAUGCAAAUGUUGCAAAUUAUACCUACGAUGAUGACGAUGACGAUGAUGACGAUUCUACUCGAGUCGAUGGUCCAGGUCCAUCAAGAUUAGCAAAUGGACACGUGAAACGGGCUGGUACUUCUUCAAGAUCAAAUAUCAAACUCAGAUCGCCAAGGAAGACAUCACCAAAGAAGAAGAAUAAAUUGAAUUAUGGUGAAAUGAGUGAUUCUGAAAUAUCGGAAAGCGAAAGCAGUAAUAGUGAACCGGUUCGAAGAACAAGAUCAAUGAAGGCAAUGGCCAGCGACGUUAAUGACAGUGAUUCUGAGGAGAGUUACAAGCCAGGAGGUCGUGGUAAACAAACGAAGAAAAAUCGAGCAAAGAAUAAUAGAAUAAAAGUAAUAAAACCAAAACAGAAGCAACCGAUUGUCGAAGAUGAUGACGAGGACGAUCACGAGGGUGAUGACGAUGAUGAAGAGAAUGAAGAAGAAGAAGAGGAGGAGCAGAUGGGAGAAGAGGAAGAAAACAAUGAAGAGGAAACUGCAAUAUUUCCAUUGAAUCAAAGAAUUUUCGUCUCACAAUCGUCCGAAGAAAGUGAACACGAAGAAGUUAUUCGUCGAACAAGUUCGAGGGCUUGUAAGGUUGUGAAUAAAAUUGUCAAUCAAUCGAACGAUAAUAGUGUCAGUGAGAGUGCAGAGGAAGAAGAAGAAGAAGAAGAAGAACAAAAUAAUGCCUCAAACGAUCCUCAAGAUUCCGAUAGUCAAGAUAUUGGCUCACCUGUUAAAUCGACUCGAUCUCAAACAAGGUCUCAAAUGUCUCAGGAAUCCGACAGUCAGGACGGGACACAAUCGUCGCGAAGACGUGGUAAACGUCCUCAUUAUAAUGAAGACAGUGAGGACAGUAAUGGCGAUCCAGUGAGAAAUCGUCGUAGUGUUAAACGAAGAUAUUACGCGGAGGAAAGUGACGAAAGUGUGCCAGAAAAUAGAAACGGUAUCACAAUCAGUAGCAGAGGGCGUGUACGUAAAAUGACUGCUCGUGCUAGAGCCUAUCUUCUAGAACCACCUUAACGGCCUUUUUUUCAUUUAGUGAUAUUUCUCUAUUAAAAAAACAGAAAAAAAUAGUCGAUAAAUUUAAAAAUCGACGAAGUAACGAAUUAUUAAACGAGUUAAUUAAUUACUCGUGUUUUUUGUGAUCAAGAUUAGAUCCAGAUUUUACAAUUUAAUUAUUCUGUAAAUAGUGAAUUGAUUACUGAUUAAGUGGAUUUAGAAUAUUGUGCACAAUGACAUUGAACAUUUUUCAACGAAAAUGGGAAGGGAGGGGGGAAGAAAAUAUGUUUUUCUUUUUGAGAAAGUCAUUAAUUAAGAAAAAAUUGCAUGAUUCUGGAAAUUUUUCAAGGAAGAGCAUCGCUUAAUGAUUAAAGGGAAAAUUUUUUAUUCCCGUGUCCUUAAAAACUUUCAGAGAAAAAUAAUUUCAUGCACACUGUCCAAAACGUUAGACGUAAAUCUUUUUUUCCUAAACUUAAGAGUUAACUUAGUUCACUUAAAUAUUGAAAGUUUUUGUUCGAGAAUUUGAAUUUUGAAAAAUGUUAAUUUCGUUUUCCCGAAAAAUGUUUUGAAAAAAAAAAAUUUUUUACACGUUUAAAUCCUCACACAAUUUAUUCUGUAAAAACGUAUAAAGUAAAAAGAGUUCAGUUGUUUAUUAAAGAGGAUCAAGAUUUUUGUGGAAAAUUAUUUUUGUUUUUUUUAAUUACAAUGAUGAUCCCCUUUAUAAAUUUCAAUUCAAAUGUUUAUAUUUAAAGAAUAAUUUAAUUAUGUAUGUAAAUAACUAUUAUUAUUCGUUACCAAUUAUUGAAAAAGUUAUCACAAUUUUGAAUUUACAUAUGAAAUUGGCAGAACAAGAAAAACCGGCAUUAAUUUGACAAAGAAAAAUUCAAAUUUCCAAUUGAAUUGAAACUUAUAACAUAUCUCAGUAAAGAAAAAUUAUUUUAUCUCCAGAAUGUGUUUUGUUUUAAAAAAAGAAAAAUUCAAAACAAAAAUAAUUUCGAAUAUUUAAAAGAAAAAGAAAUUGAACGAAAUUGGGUUUAAUCGAAAAAUAGAUAAUUGUGUUUCCAAAGUAGUUUUACAGAGAAAUAAUGUUAGUAUCAUUUAUUGGACGUCUCGACUGUCUGAAGUCAUUGUGAUAUUAGAUUAAGAUUAUUAUUAAAAUAAUUAAUGUAACAAGAAAAAAAAACAAAUGGCUUAGCAAUGAUUAUUUUUUUAAAAAAAAAAGAAAAGCUAAGAGUAAAAUACACCGUUUAAAGCGGAUAUUCUUAUUUAACUGCGAGAUAUAAAAAAAAUAGAGUUUAACUUGAGUUUCAAUCCCAUUUUUCAUCUACCUGAAUUUUAUACAGAAUAGUUAGCCUAUUUUCAAAUGGUAAAUCCCUUAAAUGAAUUAGUAUAAUUUUUCUUUGUAAUGUUCAUUAGGUUUUUAGAUUAUUUAUCAAUGGAGAGCUAUUAAUAAUAAAAAAUAAUGGUUCUCUAUCAAGUAGAUUUUAUUACGUGUAUACUUAAAAGAAAUGCACUUCUUCAUUUAAGUGCUAAAUUAUGUACAGUGCAGUUUUCAUUACGAAUACUAAUAAAUUCUUAUGAAAUUGUUUGCUAAUUGAUAA